Pistacia vera is the source of this 1003-nucleotide messenger RNA. RefSeq names its product chlorophyll a-b binding protein 151, chloroplastic. The transcript is spliced from 3 exons. Lineage: Eukaryota; Viridiplantae; Streptophyta; Magnoliopsida; Sapindales; Anacardiaceae. Bases 87 to 884 code for a protein of 265 amino acids. The record is from RefSeq and is a predicted model, not a curated record. Gene Ontology annotation, biological process: photosynthesis, light harvesting in photosystem I; response to light stimulus. Gene Ontology annotation, cellular component: chloroplast thylakoid membrane; chloroplast envelope; plastoglobule.
ACUCACUUGCUCUCUUAAGCAUCAGCAACAAAGAAAGAAGAAAAACAAUCGAAAGCUUUAGCUUCAGCCUCAACACACAUAAACACAUGGCAACCUCUGCUAUUCAACAAUCAGCAUUUGCUGGACAGACCGCCUUGAAGCAAUCCAAUGAGCUUGUUCGCAAGGUUGGAGCUUUUGGAGGUGGCCGUGUCACCAUGAGGAGGACUGUCAAAUCUGCUCCCCAAAGCAUCUGGUACGGCCCAGACCGCCCCAAGUACUUGGGUCCAUUCUCUGAGCAAACCCCAUCGUACCUGACCGGUGAGUUCCCCGGUGACUAUGGAUGGGACACUGCUGGUUUAUCAGCUGACCCUGAGACAUUCGCUAAGAACCGUGAGCUUGAAGUUAUCCACUGCAGAUGGGCCAUGCUUGGUGCUCUUGGUUGUGUUUUCCCUGAAAUCCUUUCCAGGAAUGGUGUGAAGUUCGGUGAGGCAGUUUGGUUUAAGGCUGGUGCUCAAAUCUUCUCAGAAGGUGGGCUUGACUAUCUUGGCAACCCCAACCUCAUUCACGCUCAGAGCAUUUUGGCCAUUUGGGCUACCCAAGUUGUGCUCAUGGGCUUUGUUGAAGGAUACAGAGUUGGUGGAGGCCCACUUGGUGAAGGACUUGACCCACUUUACCCUGGUGGUGCUUUUGACCCACUUGGAUUGGCUGAUGAUCCUGAUGCAUUUGCUGAAUUGAAGGUUAAAGAGAUCAAGAAUGGGCGCUUGGCUAUGUUUUCCAUGUUUGGAUUCUUCGUCCAGGCUAUUGUUACUGGAAAGGGUCCUAUUGAGAACCUCUUCGACCAUAUUGCUGAUCCAGUGGCCAACAAUGCCUGGGCUUAUGCCACUAACUUCGUCCCCGGAAAGUGAAGAAGCUCAAUAGACUUUAGUGUAUCAAUUUAACAUUGCUCUGUGUGCUUUUGUUGAAACUAUCUAGUUGUGGACUUUAUCAAUAUCGAUGUUAAAUUAAGUUUUCUUGUUUUUCCUUC